Molecule: messenger RNA, 1229 nt
Organism: Osmia lignaria (orchard mason bee)
Lineage: Eukaryota; Metazoa; Arthropoda; Insecta; Hymenoptera; Megachilidae
Source: RefSeq, a predicted model, not a curated record
UCCUAAUUUAUGAGCAUUGAUAUAACAUAAUGCAGACAUGCUGCAAUCAUACUCUUAUGGCAUCGUCGCCAUAUUACAUUUCAUUCAAUGCUUGUGAUUACAAGCUUGCAGCUAAAUUCACACGAUAUUGCACACAUACAUACAGGCGAGGUUCGCAACAAUCAACACCUACCCUACUCUAUGGCUGGUAUUCACAGUUGCAACUUAUUUCUAAGCUGGGCUAGCUUAAGCAUUUGCUUAGAAAAGUAAAUGCUUAUCGGUGUAGAUUCACAGUCGAUGCUUAAGAAAGUCUUAAGCUCUUAUGAAUUCAUAGUCGAAUAAGUCCGCCUUAUUUGUAAAAAACGAGUUCUUAUUUGGCUUCAUUGAGGUUAUGUUUUUAAGUCGACGAUAUUGAGGACUUAAGCACGCGUUUGAAGGUGUUAUUGUGCAGUGAUGGGACUGGAGGGAAUAGGUUAGGGUACACGUAUACGGUAAAAGAGAUUAAAAUUACCGAUCCCUCCUGCGAUGCAGCUGUUAAUUUGUUUGCGGUAUUAUGCUACUGCAAGUUUUCAACUUAUUCUGGGAGACAAUGAAUGUUUCUCAGCCCACAGUCUCCCGCAUAGUAUUUAGGGUGAGUUCACUAAUAGGCAGUCUGAUGACGGACUAUAUCAAGUUUCCCAGGGAUCCGGACAAUUCCACUAAAAAUCGCAGGUUAUUGAAUAAUUUGGGACAAGGAAACGGAGCUAUUAGUUUACCAGGUGUGGAUGGUGCUAUUGAUUGCACCCACAUUAGAUUAACAGCAUCCAGGUUCAACAACAUGGAAGAAAUGUACAGAAAUAGAAAAGGAUAUUUUUCAUUGAAUGUUCAGGUACAAUGAAAUCCAGAUCAGGACCCGACAGAUAGUAGAAAGAACGUUCGGUGUUUGGAAGCGCCGUUUUCCAUGUCUUACAAGGGGUUUAACAACGAAGUUCUUAUGUUCAACAACAACGGUAGUUGCAUGUGCUGUGUUGCAUGCUUUAGCCCUAAUUUUCAAUGACAUUCUUGUAGAAGAAGAUGAAAUUGAAAACCAAAAUGAAGAUGGAGAAGAAUUAUUAGGAAACGUGGAAAAUGUUAAUGGCAUUGAUGGAUUUGCUACACGUGAAGCACUCAUUGCUUGUACGUUUCAUUGAGUAAUUGUGUCAAAUGAAAUGUAAUAAGGGGUUUUUUAUGCCUAUCGAGCCAAUAAAUAAUCAUUAUUCUUUGGGCUCAAA